CUGCUCAGUCAAGAAGAGCAGAAAAAUUUUGUUAACACGUUUUAGGUGGCUUCCUCUGUACUGCAAUUUUCAGAAAAGAAAAGGACCCUCACACUGUCACAUAUAACGUGACAACCCAGAACCACAACAACCAACAAGUUCAAUGUUGAAGAUGAACAUGGGUUUGUGCCUCUUUCAUCUUCUCUUCCUUUCUUCACUGGCUCUCACUGUUUCUGGUCAUGACUCCUCCAUUGAGCUCCUCAACCUCAUUGAGACACCCCAUGACAUUUCACACGGUAACCUUCCCUUAGCUGUUGCUGUCAGUGCUGAAAACCUCAAUGGGGUUUCUAGCACCAUUUUAAUGGCGGAAACUUGGCUUAGAGCCAAUGUUCUAGCACACUACCCCGCUUCAAAAAUCACUAACGUUGUUGUGGGAAGCUCUGCUUUCUGCCAACAACACCAAAAACCCAAUCAAGUUUUAGUCUUGAAUGCUUUGAAAAAUGUUUACCACUCACUGAAAAGGUGGGGUUUGGAGAGAGAAAUCAAGGUUUCUGUUGCUUUCUAUUUGAGCUGUUUGAGUCAAAACUCACCUUCUUAUGAAGAUGAUUUGAAAAAUGUGAAACCCUUGGUUGAGUUUCUCCACAGUGUGAACUCCACUUUCUCUGUGAUCUCACAUUCUGGGUUUUCUGAUAAGAAAAGUUUGAGCUUAGUGUCUUCUCAGUUAGAGUCCAUGAAAAGGCUCGGAUUUUUCUUCCUCAACAACAUAAACAUCUUAGCCAUUGUUCCAAAAAGGGGGAAAACCAUAGCUAGAAAGCUUUCAGUUGUUGAUUCCAGCUUAGUAAGCACAUUGCCUUUGAAGCCAACUCCAAUGCCAGAAAUUGCUGAACCCCCAUUGGUUGGUAACCCUAACCCUGCUCCUGAACCUGAACCUUUGCCUCCUCUGGCUCAAGUAGUUUCUUCCCCUCCUCCAAUGUCUCCUUCUUCCACUUUUGCCCCUCCUCAAGAACAACCUUCUCCCUUCAUUGAUCCAGCUAGUUCUCCUUCUCCUCAUGGCUUCUUCACCUUGCCUCCUUGCAAUCCAAUCGACAAUGGCUCGCCCUCGCCUUAUCCCCACAUGGUCCCGGUUCAGAAACUGUGGUGUGUUGCGAAGCCUAGUGUUCCCGAAGAGACGCUGCAGCAGGCUUUGGACUAUGCUUGUGGAGAGGGUGGUGCUGAUUGUACUGAGAUCGCGCCGCAGGGGAAUUGUUACAACCCAGACACAUUGGUUGCUCAUGCUUCUUAAGCCUUCAACAGUUUCUGGCAGAAGCAUAAGAGGAAUGGUGGAACUUGCAGCUUUGGAGGGACUGCUUUGUUGGUUCAUUCUGAUCCAAGUUACCUUCAAUGUCAGUUUAAUCUCAGCUAGAUAAGGUGCUACAAGUGAAAAAAGAGUGGCUGUUGAGGCUUUCCUUCAUUGCAGUUAGUAUUGUUGAGAAUCUUGUAUUCAGGUGACUUUGGAUUUUGAUUUACUUUGCCACUUAGUAAUUGAUUUAUGGAUUAUGUAUGGACCAACUUAAACAGUUAAUGUGUUAGAGCUACUAAUUUAGUAUUAUGGACCAACUUAUAGA
Molecule: messenger RNA, 1583 nt
Organism: Lotus japonicus
Lineage: Eukaryota; Viridiplantae; Streptophyta; Magnoliopsida; Fabales; Fabaceae
Product: glucan endo-1,3-beta-glucosidase 13-like
Exons: 3
Coding region: 143-1261 (372 amino acids)
Biological process (GO): carbohydrate metabolic process
Cellular component (GO): plasma membrane
Molecular function (GO): hydrolase activity, hydrolyzing O-glycosyl compounds
Source: RefSeq, a predicted model, not a curated record